This is a messenger RNA of Bactrocera dorsalis (oriental fruit fly), 1211 nucleotides long. RefSeq names its product NADH dehydrogenase (ubiquinone) complex I, assembly factor 6 homolog (gene sicily). The coding region runs from base 39 to 992 and encodes 317 amino acids. Gene Ontology annotation, cellular component: mitochondrion. Gene Ontology annotation, biological process: biosynthetic process; mitochondrial respiratory chain complex I assembly. The transcript is spliced from 6 exons. The record is from RefSeq and is a predicted model, not a curated record. NCBI's taxonomy places the organism in Eukaryota, Metazoa, Arthropoda, Insecta, Diptera, Tephritidae.
UAUAUAAACAAAAAUAUUUCACUUCACUACAAUUUAAGAUGCGGCAUUUAUUGAAAGGUGUAAACUCAAUAAAAAAUCUGCACAAAUGUCUUCUACAACAAAGUGGUGCAACCUAUUGCACACAAAAGAAAUUGGCAAACGAAAUGUUUACGGCGCAAUAUUGCGUUAAUUUGGUGGAGAAAAAUGAUUAUGAGAACUAUUUAUGCACGUUGUUGUUGAAUGGUGAUCAUCGACGCCACGCAUUUGCGUUGAGAGCAUUCAAUGUUGAAGUGGCCAAUUGUGGUGCUAAGGUGUCUGAAGAGCAUAUUAUUAAAUUAAAAUUGAAGUUUUGGUAUGAUUCAAUUGAUAAAUGCUUCUCUAAAGAGGGUUCUUACGUUGCCGAUCAUCCAGUUUUACGGGAACUAAAAAAUACUGUAGAUUCAAACAAGCUGAGCAAAAUUUAUUUAAAGCGCUUAGUCACGGCACGUGACCGACCAUUGAACCAACCAUUCCUUUCAGUAAAACAAUUAGAAGAGUAUGCCGAUCAGGUUUUCUCAUCACUGUUUCAUCUUUUAGUUGAAUUAAAUGGAAUUAAGGAUGUACAGGUGGACCAUGCGGUUUCCCAUCUAGGCAAAGCUCAAGGUAUUGCAACACUUUUGAGGGCGAUACCAUAUAAAGGACGGAAUCAGGCAUUGAAUAUACCACAAGAAUUGUUAAUCAAACAUGGUGUCAGCCAGGAGCGCAUAGUGCGGGACAAAGUUGAUGACAAAGGUGUGGAAGAGUGCAUUUUUGAGGUGGCAUCUGUGGCGCAUCAACACUUGGAAAAAGCCCGUAGUCUUAUGGAUAAAGUACCUAAAGAAGUGCGUAAAUUUUUCCUGCCUUCCAUCGCAGUGGAACGAUAUUUGGAACGCUUACGAAAGUCGAAGUUUAGAUUAACCGAUCAGAGGUGUUUACAAAGAGAUUCGAUGCUACCGAUGUCAUUAUAUUGGAGUAACAUGCGCAGGCGCUAUUGAAUACUUUAUUGUGGGUCUUCAGCAAAUUCAAUUGGAAUGAAACGCCAAUUCUUUGCCAAAUCAUGCAGUGAAUCGGCGAUUAGUUGACUGAUAAUACGCAAUAUACUACUGCAAUAGGCAUAAGCAAUCCAUCACGUGAUAUAAUCAAACGAAAAAGAAAGAAAUUGUAAAUGAUUUAAAAUGCGAUAAAUACAAAGAAAGCAUAAUUCAUACUUGCGA